Durotheca rogersii is the source of this 3306-nucleotide messenger RNA. RefSeq names its product ATP-dependent protease La. NCBI's taxonomy places the organism in Eukaryota, Fungi, Ascomycota, Sordariomycetes, Xylariales, Xylariaceae. The transcript has 2 exons. Gene Ontology annotation, biological process: protein quality control for misfolded or incompletely synthesized proteins; chaperone-mediated protein complex assembly; protein catabolic process. Gene Ontology annotation, cellular component: mitochondrial matrix. The record is from RefSeq and is a predicted model, not a curated record. The coding region runs from base 1 to 3306 and encodes 1101 amino acids. Gene Ontology annotation, molecular function: serine-type endopeptidase activity; ATP-dependent peptidase activity; ATP binding.
AUGCUAUGCCGACAACGUCUAGCACGGCAACUCGCCGCGAGAGGCCCCUCGAGCUUCGCAUCUCGAAUUCGGCCAAAUUCUCUACCCCGCCAUUAUUCGAUAGGCACCCUCCUUCGACCCGCCGAGCCCAAGAUCGCGUGCUCGAGAUCCCUAGGAGCUUCCAGAGGCGUCGUUGUGUCGAACGCUAGCUUUUCCACCUCGGCCGCAACGAGGAAGGAGAAGAAGGACGCCGACUUCUUCGACGGACCUGUCGAGCCCCUGUCCGAGGAAGAGGCCAAGUCGAAUCUAGAGAAGAAGAAGAGGAAGAAGCUGGAUGAGCCUAAAGAGGAGGUGGGCGAUGCGAAGAACUCCAACGCGGAGUCCCCGUCGGGCCAGGGAGAGUCGCAGGAUGCCAAAGGCAGCAGUGCAGCGGGCGGCGCGUCGUCUGGGUCCGGUAGCGACGCCCCCAGCGACGGCGGCCGCAGGGGCCGAAAGUCCGCAGCCGAAAAAGCGCUGCAGAAACCCGUGGUGCCCGACGUAUACCCACAAGUCAUGGCGAUACCUAUAGCAAAGCGGCCGCUAUUCCCCGGGUUUUACAAGGCCAUCACGAUCAGGGACCCCAACGUCUCGGCCGCGAUAAUGGAGAUGAUCAAGAGGGGGCAGCCGUACGUGGGCGCAUUCUUGUUUAAGGACGAGAACGCCGACGAAGACGUUAUAAGAGACCCAGCAGACGUCUAUGACACCGGAGUAUUUGCGCAGAUCACGAGCGCAUUUCCGGUGCACGGCGAACACACCAGCCUCACCGCCAUCCUAUACCCCCAUCGCCGGAUCAAGUUGUCCACCCUGAUCCCCCCUCCAGGUCCUCCUGAGCCGGCUAAGGCGGAUGGCGAACCCCAACCUUCCCCCGAGCCUAUACCGAUCAAGGGAGGUGAAGAACCCCAGCAGGAAAAGAAAGGUGACGUGGUUGCCAGCUUCGAGGAGAGCGCGGUGGCCACACCCGAGAAAUACGAGCCCACGUCCUUCCUGCGAAAGUACCCGGUGAGUCUCGUCAACGUGGAUAACCUGUCCGAAGAACCGUUCGAUCCGAAGAGCCCCGUCAUCCGGGCCGUGACGAACGAAAUCGUAAACGUGUUCAAGGAGGUCGCGUCGAUGAACAGUCUAUUCAGGGAUCAGAUAUCCACAUUCUCUAUGAGCCAAUCGACGGGGAACGUCAUGGCCGAGCCGGCAAAAUUGGCAGACUUCGCCGCAGCGGUAUCUGCCGGCGAGCCCGUGGAGUUGCAGGAGGUCCUCGCCAGCCUAAACGUCGAGGAGCGAAUGCAGAAGGCUUUAGUCGUGUUGAAGAAGGAGCUUAUGAAUGCACAGCUACAGUCCAAGAUUACGAAGGAUGUGGAGCAGAAGAUCACGAAGCGGCAACGAGAAUAUUGGUUAAUGGAGCAGAUGAAGGGCAUCCGCCGGGAGUUAGGUAUCGAAUCCGACGGCAAGGAUAAGCUCGUGGAGAAGUUUAAAGAGAAGGCCGACAAGCUAGCUAUGCCCGAGGCGGUCCGGAAGGUGUUCGACGAGGAAAUUAACAAACUCGCCCAUCUCGAACCCGCCGCAUCCGAGUUCAACGUCACGAGGAACUACUUGGACUGGCUGACCCAGGUCCCCUGGGGACAGCGGAGCGCUGAAAAUUUUGGGAUCCAAAACGCGAUGAAAGUGCUGGACGAGGAUCACUACGGCCUCAAGGACGUCAAGGACCGGAUCUUGGAAUUUAUCGCGGUCGGUAAGCUCCGCGGUACGGUCGAGGGUAAAAUUCUCUGCUUCGUGGGACCGCCUGGUGUCGGAAAGACGAGCAUAGGCAAGUCCAUUGCUAGAGCCCUAAAUCGGCAAUACUAUAGAUUCAGCGUCGGUGGCCUCACGGACGUGGCUGAGAUCAAGGGCCAUCGUCGAACGUACGUCGGCGCCCUUCCCGGACGCGUCAUCCAGGCCUUGAAGAAAUGCCAAACUGAGAACCCUCUUAUAUUAAUUGACGAGGUUGAUAAGAUUGGCCGCGGCUAUCAAGGCGACCCGUCUUCAGCACUCCUGGAGCUGCUGGAUCCGGAGCAGAACAACUCUUUCCUAGACCAUUACAUGGAUGUGCCCGUCGAUCUGUCCAAAGUUCUAUUCGUCUGUACGGCAAACAUGACAGACACGAUACCGAGGCCUCUCCUGGACCGUAUGGAGGUUAUUCGUCUCUCUGGGUACGUUUCGGACGAGAAGAGAGCCAUUGCGGACAAAUACCUCGCCCCUGCGGCGAAGGAAUUGGCCGGCUUAAAGGGAGCAGACGUUUCGUUAACGGACGGCGCGAUCGACGAGUUGAUCAAAUCGUACUGCCGGGAGUCGGGUGUCCGCAACCUCAAGAAACAGAUCGAGAAGGUCUACCGGAAGUCUGCUUUGAAGAUUGUUCAGGAACUUGGGGAAGAGGUCUUACCGGAGUCUGCAGCCCUGACGGAGGACGGCAAGGCCGCCCUAGAAGAGUCUGAGAAGGAGAAGGAGAAGGAAGAUCGCGACGCUACCUCGUCAGAGGCGUCCGAGAAAGAAACGACAGAGAUACCACGCGUGCCUCUCAAGGUGCCUGAUUCGGUCCACGUCGAAAUUAACAAGGAUAACCUUAAGGACUACGUUGGUCCGCCCAUAUUUACUUCCGACCGCCUCUACGACGUGACGCCUCCCGGUGUUGCGAUGGGUCUCGCAUGGACUCAGCUGGGCGGUUCUGCCAUGUACAUAGAAUCCAUCCUCCAAUCUGCGCUGAGGCCCAGCAGCCGGCCGAGUCUAGAGAUAACGGGCAACCUCAAGACGGUGAUGAAGGAGUCCUCCGCCAUCGCCUAUUCUUUCGCCAAGGCGUUCAUGGCCAAGGAGUUUACCGAUAACCACUUCUUCGACAAGGCGAAGAUUCACUUACACGUGCCGGAAGGGGCAGUGCAAAAAGAUGGGCCGUCAGCUGGUAUCACUAUGGCGACCUCGCUCUUAUCAUUAGCGGUGGAGACCCCAGUCGAGCCCACAGUCGCUAUGACGGGAGAGCUCACCCUGACCGGCAAGGUGCUUAGGAUAGGGGGUCUGCGGGAGAAGACAGUUGCGGCUAGAAGAGCUGGCUGCAAGAUGAUCAUCUUCCCAGAGGACAACAUGUCCGACUGGCUAGAACUUCCAGAGAACAUCAAAGAGGGCCUCGAGGGCCGUCCAGCCAGCUGGUACGGCGACAUUUUCGAGCUCGUCUUCCCCAACCUGGACCGACAACGGGCGAAUCAUUGCAAGAUUUGCGAGUGGAAGAAGGAACACGGCACCAAAGCGGAGAGCCAAAAAGACGAAUAG